UGGGCAACCAAAACAUGCUAACCAAGCAAACAAAAACAGCUUAGCAACCUAGAAAUAAUAGCUUUUAGCUAAUUUAAAUGUACACAUGUAUGAUAAAGAGGUGCUAUCCGUUUAUCCGUUUAAUUAAUUCAAUAGUCUUUCUCUAUUUUCUGUAGCUUAAACAUGUGCUAAUGUAGAAGCAUGCUAAUUAGCCGUAGAUACUUGUACACUGUAGUCAACCAUGUUGUCUGAAUUACUGCAAGGCAUUGAGAGUGGAGGGUUUCUAAUAAUACGAGACUCCUGUAGUUACUCAGGGCGAGAUCUUCUGAAGAGCUUCAUCACUGCUGCCUUAAACAGGGAGGAAGUUAUACAUGUCCUGUGUUUUGAUGUGAGUGAAGAAGAGCUGAAGGAUGGAUUGAAACCAUCAGACACUCAGAGGUUCCAUAUUCACAAUGCCUAUUCGGAUCCCCUCGGGUGGACUGGUCACCCAAAUUUCACGGCUCAACAGUUCAGUUUGGAGGACCUCACAAACUUGGUCAAACAAACAUCACAACCAAAGCCAGCCGUGCUCGUCAUCGACUCUCUGUCUUGGAUAUUGAGACAUAAGACUCCGCCUGCUGUCUGCCAGACACUUCAGCAGCUAAGAAAAGGGGGAGCUGUGAGAGCUGUUAUUGGCCUGCUCCACACAGAUAUGCAUCAGAGGGGCACCGUGGGAAGCGUCUGCCACUUGGCAACUUCUCUCAUCUCCGUGGCACCUGGAGUGAAGGGAAAAGAAGCGGUGGCAAGAGUAACAAAGCGCUCCAAAUCAGGAAAAGUUAUGCAAGAUGAGGAGAUAUUCUGCAUCGCAGAGGAUUUCACAGUGACCAUUCUGAGCAAGGCCAGCCAUGCUGAACAUAAAACCAAUAGCACAGAGGAAGAGCAGGCGGACCCAACAGCUAACUUGACCUUCAACCUUCGACUGUCCGAUUCAGAGUUGGAGGCCAAGCAGAAACUCACACUGCCUUUCGUCUUCAGCAAAGAGAAGAAAACGGCUCUGCUCUAUCCAGGUCCAGGUUCUGGGCGGAUUCUGUACGAGCCCGAUGCCAAUGACGACUAUGACCAGGAGGACCCCGAUGAUGAUCUUGAUGUCUAGGGUUAAGGCAUGAUGAACGCUGUUCAUAAGAUAUUUGCAUUAUCCCCUCUACGCAGCUGAAAUAGUGCAGUUAUUGACAUCGUUUCCUUCCUGUCGUCUUAUCGAGUUUAAAGAUGCUACACCACACAACUUAAAUUUUCUACAUCUAUUCAAUCUUUAUGAAAUGUAAAAGUAUUUCUUAAUUUUAAACUUUAUUUUUUGUUAUGUUUAGUUUUUCAGAUCAAUAAACAACUGAUACAAACUUU
Molecule: messenger RNA, 1356 nt
Organism: Poecilia latipinna (sailfin molly)
Lineage: Eukaryota; Metazoa; Chordata; Actinopteri; Cyprinodontiformes; Poeciliidae
Gene: elp5
Product: elongator acetyltransferase complex subunit 5
Exons: 8
Coding region: 221-1111 (296 amino acids)
Biological process (GO): tRNA wobble uridine modification
Cellular component (GO): elongator holoenzyme complex; cytosol; nucleus
Molecular function (GO): tRNA binding
Source: RefSeq, a predicted model, not a curated record